This is a messenger RNA of Penicillium roqueforti, 1332 nucleotides long. It is a transcript of the gene psoB, whose product is annotated as hydrolase psoB. Bases 1 to 1332 code for a protein of 443 amino acids. Lineage: Eukaryota; Fungi; Ascomycota; Eurotiomycetes; Eurotiales; Aspergillaceae. The transcript has a single exon. The record is from RefSeq and is a predicted model, not a curated record.
AUGCAUCGCUUUUUUAAAUCCGAUUUCUUCAACUUCGAGUUUAUCCGGAUUCUCUCCGCCGCCCCCUAUGGCGGCGCCGAGAUCGGGGAAUGCCUCGUGGCGGCCAGUGAUAUCGCCAACGACAACCCCGAAAGCUGGCAUCGCGCGUGGCUAGCACAGGCAAACAAAGCCCGGGCCCUGGGCGAUGAGGCCAUGCGCACCGGGGACAGGGUUUCGGCACGGCGGGCAUUCCUGCGCGCAUCCAACUACUACCGCGCAAGCGGGUACAUGUUCCACGAUGCGCCAAAUACGCCGGAUCUUCGGGUACUCCCUCUAGCCCUCAAGGUGAUCGAAACAUUUGCGCAGGCGCUUCCAUUAGGCAACGGCCCGGCGUUUGCGGUCAGUAUCCCCUUCGAACCGUAUCCCCUACCCGGAUACCUUUAUCUCCCGCCCGCGUCGAAGCGACUGAAGGAGUCGGUACCACUGUUGAUCAGUCUGGGCGGGGCGGACUCCAUCCAAGAGGAGCUCUACUAUGUCUAUGCGGCCAGUGGGCCGAAUCUAGGCUACGCGGUGCUCACAUUCGAAGGGCCUGGGCAGGGGAUCAUGCUCCGACGGGAUAAGACCGCCAUGCGUCCCGACUGGGAAUUGGUCGUCGGCCGGGUGUUGGACUUCCUCGAGCGGUUUGUCGAAGAGUAUCCCGAGCUGGAACUAAAUCUCUCCCACGUGGCAGUGGCCGGCGCUUCCAUGGGCGGAUACUAUGCGUUACGCGCGGCGGCAGACCCCCGCAUCCAUGCCUGCGUCUCUAUUGAUCCCUUCUACGACAUGUGGGAUUUCGUCCGCAACCAUAUCUCUCCGAUGCUCCUCGACGGCUGGAACAAUGGCUGGAUCCCCACGCAGCUGAUCAACAGCAUGAUGGCCAUGGCCAUGGCCAGUUCGUUCCAGGCCCGGUGGGAAAUUGGAUUGGCCAUCUGGUUCUUCGGGGUGAAGACACCGACGGAUACCUUGGUUGAGAUGAUGAAAUUUACUCUCCGCCGACCGGACGGUUCGAGUCGCCUAGAUGAUGUAAAAUGUCCCGUGCUCGUAUCCGGCGCUACGCAGUCGCUGUACCUCGAGCACGAGGAGACCCUCCGCGUGUUCAACGCCCUCGAGCAUCUCGGGGAUAACCGACGAGAGAUGUGGAUUGGUCGAUCCCCAGAAGAAGGAGGGCUCCAGGCUAAGAUUGGAGCUAUUGGGUUGUCAGUACAGAAGACAUUUCAAUUCCUAGAUAAACAUCUAAAUAUUCAGCGGCUUUCACCGUCCCAGUCGGAGAUAGAGCAGCUGUACAUCAGGAGUAUUAGGGGCAGGGGGUUAUGA